Messenger RNA from Owenia fusiformis, 1353 nucleotides. The record is from the annotation of a GenBank genome assembly. Lineage: Eukaryota; Metazoa; Annelida; Polychaeta; Sabellida; Oweniidae.
CUCGGUUUUUGCACUCCUUUCUUCGCUCCAAUAAAUAUUCUGUACACUCUACUGGUUUUCACUGUCAUAGGAAUAUAUGUAAGACUGGCGGACACGUGGAAUAAUAUCGUUCCUAAGUAACAAGAAAUCACGUCCGGAUAACUCAAUAAGAUAAACACUCCUACGCAAGCGAAAGUAGUUCCUGAUAGGAUUAUCAUUGACAGUUCUUUGCUUGUUGCUUUUAUCAAUUUAUGUUGCCAGUUGAUUCUAUAAAAUACGAUGGUGAAAAUGGAUGCAAACACCCCAAGGGAAGCCAAUGUAAUUAGGAUAAUAGAGGAAAUAUCUGUAGAGCGUAGAUAAUAGGCUUCAAUCCGUUCACAUGUCAGAAAACUAGUUUGGUUAGGCCAUUCGUAAACAGGACAGACAUUGCAAUGAUGUUGCAUCUGAUCAUGAAUUUCAUUCUCUCGACAUUUGCGACAUGCCCAGCAACAUGGACGAUAUUUUACGGCAACCUUAACAUAACCAGGCAUGCAAUCUCGGCUGCAGACGCUUUCUGGAACGCUACUCAAUAUUGCACCUCUGUCCGAAUACCAAACAACCUCAGGUUCAUUAAAUAUCAAGUUAUCAUUAUGUUUAUCCCAAGCCCCCACAGUUUUCCACGUGUAUUCAUGCUCUGGUUCCACAUCAUCUCGCUGCCAUUGUCGCACCAUGUAUUUUGUAACAAUGUUACCAUUAUGGUCAAAUUCCAUACCUUGGCUUGUCCCGUCAAAACUAACGUUCUUAAGAAAUUCUACCAUGCUCUUACGUUCAAGACAAUUGUGCAGUUCAGAAGAACUGACAUUACAACUGGUUCUGAUAUAAUUAUGGAGCGCUGUUGCAAUGGCAAAUACGGCAUCCGUUCCCAGAGAAAUCGAUGGGUGUGUCGCAUAAGAGUGUUUCGCUCUUUGAUAGUACGUUUCAUUCAUGGUACAUUUGUCUCUAGACGCCGUGGCAUCAAACGAACACCGAAACUGCCUUUGCCAGAACAUCUUGAACCAAGGGUUGCGGAGAUUUGACGCCGGUGUGAGUGAUUUAAAGUAGGCAUCAAAUUCACCAUCGGACCUUGAAAAUGGAAGCAUGUGAAAAGCUCCCAGGGCGUGCUCGUAUUGUGCUCGAUAUAUGUUCCCACCAGACUCACUCAGUAUCCAAAUAAAUCGCUUCUUUAUUCCUAGCCUUAUCAUUUUGUUUAAUAGCGACCUCGUAUGGGCUGAUGUAGAGUAUACAAUGACAACCUUCGCAUCGGAGUUGUCCACCAACGAUUCCACAAUAUUCGUGUAAUUCGUCACUCCUUUCACGGAACUUACCUCUGCGGAGAAUGCAAUACAUAUCCCCAUU